AGUCGUGACGGGCGCCGCCCGCGGGGGACAGGAGCCGCCGUGUGUCCUUCCCCGGCUGCCGUCUCCCUCCCCUUCCCUGGUCGGCGGGCGGGGCUGACGGAAGCCGGAGAGGUCGCUGGUGGCGUGAGUGAGGCGACUCCGGCAGCGCCUGGCCGCGUCCUCCCCGCCCCGCAGUCAUGGCGGCGGAGCAAGAGGCCGUGAAGGGCGGCGCGGGGGCCAACAGCAGCAGCGGCGGCGGCGGCAGCAGCGCCCGCAACCGGGGCGGCGUCCAGCGCGUCGAAGGCAAGCUCCGCGCCAGCGUCGAGAAGGGCGACUACUACGAGGCGCACCAGAUGUACCGGACGCUCUUCUUCAGGUACAUGUCGCAAGGAAAACACGUGGAAGCGAGAGAGCUCAUGUAUUCGGGGGCACUGGUCUUCUUCAGCCACAAUCAACAAAACAGUGCUGCCGAUCUGUCCAUGCUAGUUCUAGAGGCUCUGGAGAAAUCGGAUGCAAAAGUGACAGACGAACUGUUAGAGAACCUAGCUAAAGUGUUUAGUCUGAUGGAUCCCAAUUCUCCUGAAAGAGUGGCUUUUGUGUCCAGGGCGCUGAAGUGGUCCAGCGGCGGGUCUGGGAAGCUCGGGCAUCCGAAGCUACACCAGUUGCUAGCCAUCACGCUGUGGAAAGAGCAAAACUAUUGUGAAUCUCGGUAUCACUUCUUGCACUCCACAGAUGGCGAAGGGUGUGCAAACAUGUUGGUAGAAUAUUCUUCAUCCCGGGGAUAUCGCAGUGAGGUGGACAUGUUUGUAGCACAGGCAGUCUUGCAAUUUCUCUGCUUGAAAAACAAAACCAGUGCGUUAGUGGUCUUCACAACGUACACACAGAAGCAUCCUUCCAUAGAAAGGGGCCCUCCCUUUGUACAGCCCUUGCUCAAUUUCAUUUGGUUCCUGCUGCUGGCAGUUGAUGGAGGGAAGCUAACAGUAUUUACAGUAUUGUGCGAACAGUAUCAACCUUCGCUGAAGAGGGACCCCAUGUAUAAUGAAUAUCUAGACAGAAUAGGACAGCUCUUCUUUGGUGUCCCACCCAAACAAACAUCAUCCUAUGGAGGACUACUAGGCAAUCUUUUAAACAGCCUGAUGGUAGCCGGGGAGGACGACGACACGGAAGAUGGCCAGGAAGACAGUAGUCCCAUUGAACUGGACUGAGACCCUGCAGAGCUGCCUGGAAUCUGACCGUGUGCUCACCCAAAAAGACACUUUGAAGAGGAGUCCUGCUGCGAUGGUUUUUCAACAGGUCAAGGGCUUCUCUGUUCCGUUUAAAAGAAGGUUGCUGGGAUGUUUAUAAUGUUUUGGUCUAUAUUAUUUAUGUAAAAAAUGAAAUGGGGCAGCCAAGAGAACUGAUUUGGUGUGAUCGUUAGUGGACCUCCGAGAUGCUGGCUGGUGACAGGCUGAGAUGAAGCCACCUCUGUGAUUCCAUAGGCAAGAUUCCCUCUUUCGCAGUCAAGCUAAAUAAAGUCGAAACAUGAUGUCUGUUGCUUUAUAUUUUUAAAACUACAUUUUUGUUUCAGUUAACUAACAGAUUAAGUGCUUGACUGUCCCAAAGGAAUGUCUUGGAAAGUAGGGUUAUAAUUGCUUGAGAGGAAGACCUGGAGACCCAGUGCCAAAAGCAUUGCGAGACAAGCCAAAGACCAUGCACCCCCGAGCCUGAAAUACCAAAUUCAUUUCCAUGUCUAGAAAAACCAUACAUUUCUUGAAAACCCAGAAAGGAUUCUGAAUAGUAUGUGGGUUGAAGACUGCGUAUAGCAUCUUGAGGUCUUGCUCCAAGCUGUAGUUUAAUACUGGCGGAUCAGAUUGAACACGGAAGGCUUAGUGGGAGUAGAUCAUCAUAGUCCAUUAAUAUUAUCUGUGUGUGUACAGUAGUUAAAAUACCUCGCGCACUCCCUGGGAAACAGCUUAAUUAUGUGAUAACUUGGCAGGCUUGCUGUGGCACAGCCCCAAACACUAUUUUGGCAGAAAGUGGAGCAUGCAGAUGUUUGAAACAGGGUGAUCCUUAAAGGAAGGGGAUGGUGCAGACCUCCAGGUUCUUGUUGGAUAUUUAUUUUUACAGGGUGAUUUAUUGAUUCGUUUAACACUUUAUGUAAAAAAGAACAAAAUUAACAAUAACUGCAAACCACACACGCUAGGCUUAAUAUAAUUCUACAUUUUGUCUCCUUUUUAAUGCACAAUACCAGAUGUGAGUGGUAUGCUUAAAAGAUGAAAUGGGGGGAAACACUUUAUUUUUUCACAUUUAAGAUGAAAGGCUUAGAUUAAUACAGCAAUCAUGCAUGAGAGGGAAUAAUUCAUUUUUAUUUACUGUUUAAGAAAAGAAAUUAAAAGAAUGAAUUUGUGUUAAUUGUUGAGUAUUAAAUAAAUACUUUAUACUGGG
This is a messenger RNA of Hemicordylus capensis (graceful crag lizard), 2403 nucleotides long. It is a transcript of the gene GET4, whose product is annotated as guided entry of tail-anchored proteins factor 4. Lineage: Eukaryota; Metazoa; Chordata; Lepidosauria; Squamata; Cordylidae. Gene Ontology annotation, cellular component: cytosol; BAT3 complex. The record is from RefSeq and is a predicted model, not a curated record. The coding region runs from base 177 to 1184 and encodes 335 amino acids. Gene Ontology annotation, molecular function: protein binding. The transcript has 9 exons. Gene Ontology annotation, biological process: protein insertion into ER membrane.